Messenger RNA from Andrographis paniculata, 2860 nucleotides. RefSeq names its product ATP-dependent zinc metalloprotease FTSH 8, mitochondrial-like. The record is from RefSeq and is a predicted model, not a curated record. The coding region runs from base 275 to 2674 and encodes 799 amino acids. Gene Ontology annotation, biological process: mitochondrial protein processing; protein-containing complex assembly. The transcript is spliced from 8 exons. Gene Ontology annotation, cellular component: m-AAA complex; chloroplast thylakoid membrane. Gene Ontology annotation, molecular function: metalloendopeptidase activity; ATP hydrolysis activity; ATP-dependent peptidase activity. NCBI's taxonomy places the organism in Eukaryota, Viridiplantae, Streptophyta, Magnoliopsida, Lamiales, Acanthaceae.
UUUCAGGGGUAAAAUCGUCACUGCAUAUAACCCCUCUCGCUUCUUCUCCGGCGGUCCGUCCGAUGGCAUGUAUGGCUUCCCUCUCACCAGACGCUUUUCCGUCUCUGGAAAAUGUACGCGUACGGGACUCGUGGAACACCAUUGAAGGAAGGAACGACGCCGGGAGACCAGUCUACUUUCCAAUUUUCUCAAAUCAUCCCGUUUAGAACGAGUUCAUCGCAGGAAUUUUUGUUUGGCGCGAUUCUGGUUCAUCGAUUAUUCAUGCCUAACAAUCAUGUUUCCGCGAAUCGGACGAUCCAUAUAUCUGCAAUCUCGCGCCUCUCUCGGUAAAGUUGCUUGUUCCGGCGGUUAUCGAGUUCGAGCAACGACGCUCGCCAAUUCCUCUGCGAGCAACAACGGAUUCGCAUCAUAUGGAAAUGGCAGGUCUGGAUUCCUUGGGAGCUAUUUAACAUCGAUUGGAGCCGGUAAACGUGUUUCGAAGGACUUCGACUCCAUUUUCACAAAUUCCAUUCUGCGGAGGCUUUUCUGCAGCAAAGUGCCGAAGAAUAAGAAUUAUAAUAACUAUCGUCCAAAGAAGAAAUUCAAAGCUCCAAAAACAAGAAAUCAAAAGGCUGAGGUUAAAGAGGACGCCGCAGAAAAAUGGAAUAACUCUGAAACAUCAAAGCAACUCCGGCAAAGCCUUAUGCCGUUGUUGCUGAUUGCUUAUGUCUUAUUUGUAGGAGCUUUUGUUCCCGAUAAUCACACAAAGAUAAGUUUCCAAGAGUUCAAGAACCAGCUUCUGGAGCCGGGGAUUGUGGAUCACAUUGUUGUUUCAAAUAAAUCAGUCGCAAAAGUAUACCUAAAGAGCUCACCUUCGAAUGAUGGUCAAAACAGAGACAAACAUGUUGAUGGUCGAGUUGGGGAUACGAAUCCUUCCAGAACUGCAAGCCAUUAUAAAUACUACAUUAGCAUUGGAAGCGUCGAAUUUUUUGAGGAGAAGCUUGAGGAAGCACAGGCGGCAUUAGGGGUCGAUCCUCACGAUUACAUUCCGGUCACUUAUGUUUCUGAGGUGAAUUUGGUUCAAGAAUUAUCGAAAUUUGGCCCGACAUUGCUGCUUCUCGGAGCUCUUAUCUACCAGGCAAGGAAAAAUGGCGUUGGAGGUAUUGGAGAUCCUGGUGGCAAAGGGGGCCGAGGAAUUUUCAAUAUUGGAAAAGCGAAGGUCACGAAGAUGGAUAAGAACUCCCCGAAUAAGGUGUACUUUAAGGACGUCGCCGGCUGCGAUGAGGCGAAACAAGAAAUUAUGGAGUUUGUUCAUUUUCUAAAGAAUCCGAAUAAGUACGAAGAUCUUGGCGCAAAAAUUCCAAAGGGUGCUCUUCUUGUCGGCCCUCCCGGGACUGGAAAAACGCUUCUUGCUAAAGCAACUGCCGGAGAAUCCGGUGUUCCGUUUCUCUCGAUAUCCGGAUCAGAUUUCAUGGAAAUGUUUGUCGGAGUCGGGCCAUCUAGAGUUCGAAGCUUAUUCCACGAGGCGAGGCAAUGUGCGCCGAGCAUAGUCUUCAUCGACGAAAUCGACGCAAUAGGACGAGCGCGAGGGCGCGGUGGAUUCUCUGGAGGCCACGACGAGCGCGAGAAUACGUUAAAUCAAUUGCUCGUCGAGAUGGAUGGGUUUGGAACCACCGCCGGUGUUGUUGUGCUUGCGGGCACGAAUCGCGCCGAUAUUUUGGAUAAAGCCCUGUUAAGGCCGGGGCGUUUCGACCGUCAGAUCAGCAUCGAUAAGCCUGACAUCAAGGGCCGCGAUUGUAUCUUCCGUAUCUAUCUCAGUAAGCUGAAGCUCGAUCAAGAUCCGUCGUAUUACUCACGCAGGCUUUGCGCUCUAACGCCGGGAUUUGCUGGGGCUGAUAUCGCCAACGUUUGUAACGAGGCUGCUCUAAUCGCCGCAAGAACCGAUAGCACGGUGAUAACGAUGCGGCAUUUUGAGGCCGCGAUCGAUCGCGUCAUUGGAGGACUCGAGAAGAAGAACAUGGCUAUCAGCCAGAUGGAGCGUCGAACUGUCGCCUACCACGAAGCCGGCCAUGCCGUCGCCGGAUGGUUUCUAGAACACGCCGAGCCGUUGCUUAAGGUCACGAUCGUUCCCCGUGGCACGGCAGCACUCGGGUUUGCUCAGUAUGUUCCGAACGAAAACUAUCUGAUGACAAAAGAGCAACUCUACGACAUGACGUGCAUGACGUUAGGCGGCCGCGCGGCCGAGCAGGUCUUGCUCGGGAAGAUCUCAACUGGCGCACAAAACGAUCUCGAGAAGGUUACGAAAAUGACGUACGCUCAAGUCGCUGUCUACGGUUUCAGCGACAAAGUUGGGCUACUCUCCUUCCCUCAAAGGGAAGACGGUUUUGGAUGGACCAAACCUUACAGCAGCAACAUGGCUGCAAUAAUCGACGACGAAGUUAGAGAGUGGGUCGGGAAAGCGUACGCUCAAACAGUCGAGCUGAUCGAGGAACGCAAAGAUCAGGUCGCGCAAAUUGCCGAGAUGUUGCUGGAGAAAGAAGUAUUGCAGCAAGAAGAUUUAGUUCGAGUGCUCGGCGAACGCCCUUUUAAAAACAUCGAGCCAACAAAUUACGAUAAGUUCAAACAAGGAUUUGUCGAAGACAUUGAGACAAUAGACGGCCCAAAACAUGAAAUCGCGCGUGACGAUGGUUUGUAGCCAUUGCGACCGGACUUCGUCGCUCCUCUUUGAUCCGGCCGUCCGAGCCAUCGGUUCGACGGUGAAGAUCGCGCGUUUUUUAAGUUUGUAUAAAGUUUUUGUAAGUUUUUUUUGUAUAGCUAAAGCGAAGACUUGCCCUGUAUAUAGUAACAAUGUUUGUAUUCAUUAUGCAUCGUGUUCGUAUUG